AUGGCGCCUGCAGCAUCAUUACAGAAUCUCCUGAAACUUGGGACUAAAAUCAUGGCCGUUGGUCGCAACUAUGCCGCGCACACCAAAGAACUCGGCAACACCGUUCCCAAGGAACCAGUCUUGUUUUUAAAGCCGACAUCAUUGUAUUUGGAAAAUGGAGGAACAAUUGAGGUUCCACACCCUUUGAAUUCUUUAGAUCAUGAAGUUAAGCUUGCGGUUAUGAUUGGACAAAAAGCUCGUGAUGUGCCUGAAAACACUGCCAUGAAUCAUGUCGGAGGCUAUCCUUUGGCACUGGACAUGACUGCAAGGGAAAUCCAAUUUGCUGCAAGCUAUUUUACUCCUAUUAUUGGUGUGUUAACAAAUAAGAGUGGGAUCAACACAUUAGAUGAAUCUGCAGGUCUUCCGUGGACAGUUGCCAAAGGGCAAGGCACCUUCACACCUAUCAGUUCUGUUAUGAUGACUGUCUUUUUACCUCUUACACGUGUUGAAUCUGUUGAUUGA
Messenger RNA from Durio zibethinus, 501 nucleotides. Lineage: Eukaryota; Viridiplantae; Streptophyta; Magnoliopsida; Malvales; Malvaceae. The record is from RefSeq and is a predicted model, not a curated record.